This is a messenger RNA of Salvelinus fontinalis (brook trout), 7955 nucleotides long. RefSeq names its product RE1-silencing transcription factor-like. The record is from RefSeq and is a predicted model, not a curated record. Bases 1501 to 4743 code for a protein of 1080 amino acids. Lineage: Eukaryota; Metazoa; Chordata; Actinopteri; Salmoniformes; Salmonidae. Gene Ontology annotation, biological process: regulation of gene expression. Gene Ontology annotation, cellular component: nucleus. The transcript is spliced from 3 exons.
UGUAUGUAACCAAUUAACAUAUUAAUUGUCUGUUGUUUUGAAUUUGUUUAACAAACUAACUUUGACGAACAGUUUUGAAAAUGGAGGCAGUGUGGGGGUUGCUCAUUGGGGUUGCUGAAAGGGAGAGGCGCUGUCCAGGGCUGAUUUCAGCACGGAGAUCAGGACCAUGGCUAACAGACGCUGUUCUAAACGUUCGAAGUGUUUACACGCCUAACUGUAUUUAUGAUAUGAUUCGUUUUUUAAAAUGAAACUAAUAACAUAAACAUUAUUUCUAAAUUGUUCAAGAUUAUACCAUUUAUUUUUGUAUUGUUCGGAGUUUGCGCUUCCGCAAAACUAGUUUUCCGAGUUAAAUUUUGAGGGCCUUGCUGGACAGCGACAUUCUCUGCCUCUGUCGUAGCAAGCUUACAAAGCGAUAUGUGGAAUACUAUUGUUGAUAAAAAGUUUGUUUUUAGCAAAAAUUGAUUCAUUUGUUAACGAUAUGAAAUACUGCAACUUUCCACUUGUAUUGUUGAGGUCUAGUGGAUAGGCUAUAACUCAGAAGUUGUAUUUUUAGUCAUCGUAUUCUGUUUAGAUUAUUUUGAUACCAGCAUGUUAUACAAAGUAUGUCUACUCUACACAGUUUUGUGCUUAUAAAGUAAAUAUAUGUAAAAUGUGUUUAAGUAUUUAGUAAAUAUGACCAUUUAGGCCUAUAUAUUUUGUUUGGCAUGGAGAUCAAACAACCCAGUGCACAAUUGUAUUUUUUGUAUUUCCAGUUCUUAUUUUCUCUUCAUACUAGUUAGAAUGUAGGACAUGAUACUGUAGUUGUUGGGCGCUGUCGACGAAGUUGGUGGUGCUGUUUCAAAAUGGCCGAACACAAAUUUCUGUGCAUGCAAACACAGACCUAGGAGACUGGAUUUGACCAAAGCACUGUGUCAAAGUAAAAGUAUGCCCACAAUGAAGUUAUGAAACAUACAUUUUGAAGUGGUGGUAUAUUCUUGGUCGUUUUGUGUUACAUUUUUAUAUAGAUGAUUUUUCUUUUUUCUUUAUUACAUUUAAUAAAGAUAAAUAUAAUUUCUUACAAAUGAAGAAUACAUACAACAUUGUAAUCGGUUAUAUAGUCACAUACCGGUACAUCGCAUCGAUAUGAACAGCAUGAAGACAAGGAAUCAAUGUGAUGGUGUACUGUAAUUGUGUUGGUUUAGCAUACUUUCUUUAUCCUGACACUUGUAUUGAUGACAUUUGUGAUUUCUUUCUUGGAUGCACCAUUCCCGGAUUAUCAUAAAAACAUCCUGCUCUAUAAAUUCCAAAUAACUGAUUCAGAGAAGGUACGGUGACAUGGUUGGUAGUUGCUUGGACAACUUGCAAGCCAUAUCAUUUUAAUGAGUUGGGACCAAGUGUAUGUAACUUGAGUUGUCUGGUCUUUUGAAGGCCUGUUAAAACUCAUACUCUCUUUGACUACUACUACUACUAGCAUUUUAGUUCUGAAAAUGAAAACAUAUCUUAAUUGAAGUUUUUUGAUCCAUGACCUCCGGUUCUGCUCUCAUCACCCACAGCAACAGCCCUGUCAGCAUGGCUUCUCAGACGGUGUAUCCAAUGGGAUUGGUCAUGUUCUCCACCUCAGUUGGCAUGCCCAUGGCGGAGGAUGCCCAGGGGUUGGCUGAGCUUCCACACAACGAGCUGCCGGCGCCGCAGCUGGUCAUGCUCGCCAACGUAGCAUGUGAAAACCCAGCAGAAGGGAAGGAGAUGAUGGAGCUUCAAACCGUCGGCAGCUACUCCGAUAGUGAAGACGAGAACAUCAUCCGAUACAGUUACGAUAGCCACGAGAGAGAGAUGUGUAUCGUAGAAUACCCAGAGUCUCCACGGGCUGCCCUUUCCCAGGUUGAGGCGAUAGAUGAGGAGGAAGAAGGGAUUGACCUGUCCAAACCCUCUGACCAGCGCCCUUUUAGCCCUUCCACCCCUUCUACACCUCUGGGCAUGAUCAUGGAGUCAGCUAAGAAGAAGAAACCUUUCUUCUGUAAACCCUGCAACUACCAGGCCCAGUGCGAGGAGGAGUUUGUAACCCACAUCCAAAUCCACAGCGCCAAUAGGAUGAUCGCAGUGAAACGCAUGGUGGGGGACAAGGCACGGGAGAAAGAGACGUCGGCGGGACCAGAUCAAGAGGCGCAGAGUGGUGAUGGUGGGGCCAACAACAAAGGGCUGAUCCGCUGUGAGCGCUGCGGCUACAACACCAACCGCUACGACCAUUACAUGGCUCACCUUAAGCACCACGAGAAGGAGGGCGAUGACCAGAGGGUCUACAAAUGCACCAUCUGCACGUAUACGACCGUCAGCCAGUACCACUGGAAAAAGCACCUCAGGAACCAUUUCCCCAGUAAGCUCUUCACCUGCAACCAGUGCAGCUAUUUCUCGGACCGUAAGAACAACUACGUGCAGCAUAUCCGCACUCACACAGGGGAGCGUCCUUUUCGAUGUCCGUACUGUGAGUACUCAAGCUCCCAGAAGACCCAUCUUACCAGGCAUAUGAGAACACACUCGGGUGAAAGGCCUUUCAAAUGUGACCGCUGCAACUAUCUGGCUGCCAAUCAGCAUGAGGUGACACGCCAUUCCAGACAGGUUCACAAUGGACCCAAGCCCCUAUGCUGCCCCCACUGCCAAUACAAGACGGCUGACCGCAGCAACUACAAAAAGCAUGUGGAGCUCCACCUCAACCCGCGUCAGUUCCUUUGCCCUGUCUGCAAGUAUGCCGCUUCCAAGAAGUGUAACCUACAAUAUCACAUCAAGUCUCGACACCCUGGCUGCCCACAGAUCGCAAUGGAUGUGUCAAAGGUCAAACUGCGUGUCAAGAAACCUGAUUCUGAUGAAUUCACAGAUGAGUACAACAUGGUGAAUGGAACAGCAAAGUUUGAGCUGUCAGCAAUUGAUGGUGAUGAGGAGGAGGGACCAGAGAUCUCUGGAGCUGAUAAACAAUCAAGCCCUAUCAAUCUCUCGACCAAGAGCAGCAAACCUAGCCCUGUUCAAGCACUAGAAAGCAUGGAAACGGACAAGACCCCCAAGAAAUGUGACAACUCUCCUGUCAAAGAGACCAAGAAGAGCAGCAAAACUAGCCCUGUUCAAGCAGUAGAAAGCAUGGAAACAGAGAAGACCCCCAAGAAAUGUGACAACUCUCCUGUCAAAGAGACCAAGAAGAGCAGCAAAACUAGCCCUGUUCAAGCAGUAGAAAGCAUGGCAAUGGACAAGACCCCCAAGAAAUGUGACAUCUCCUCUGUCAAAGAGAUACCUAAAAAGGCAAAGGACAAGGCAGAGAAAAAGGUAACACUGAAACGCAAGAGUAUAGAGAUGAACUGUGAGAAUACAAAGCAGAAUGUUACCCUGAAGGAGAGUGGGAAGGAGACAGCAGUUGUGGUUGAAAUAGCAGGCAAUAAAGUUAAGAGAAGUCUCAAAAAACAGAUGACUGGGAAAACAAGUGUUCAGGAUAAGACCGAAAUAAAGGAAAAAGUUCAAAAGGCGGGUUUGGAAGAGGACAGUAUUGAGAAAGACAAAUCAGUCAAGGAGAGGUUAGAGAAAGACAUGCUAGAGAGGGAGAAUAUGGAGAAAGCGAAGGAGGAAAACAAGACGCUGGAGGAGGAGAAAAAAGAGCAGCUGAAGACACUGAAGAAUGAGAAAGAAGGAAAAGAGAACAAAAACGCAAUAAAAUCUCAGAAGAGUACUUCCAAAAAAAUUGAGAAAGUGGUUGAAAAGACUGUUGAAAACACUCCCCAAAGUCUGGAAGCACCAGUGAAAAAACAAAAAGAGAAGAGCAAGACGAAGCCAGUGAAGAGAAAAACUACAGAGGCCUUGGACUUAUCAAUGAAGGAAUCUCCUGAUGAGUCCUGCACCAACAUUAAGGCCAAACGGUUAAAAACCAAGACUGCUGACAAGUCACAAACAAAAGCCAGUACCCCCCGACGCAAAACUACUGAGCCUUGCACAGCAUCCGAGCAGAAGGACCCAGUAGACCAGAUGAUGUACUCGCCUGUAGUGAAGAAGCUGAAAAGGAGCAACAAGAAAAAAGCAAGCCCUGGAGAGACCGAGGCUUCCAGUGAGAACAAGGUGUGUUCCAUCAUUGAGAACCCCUUUAGCCCCCCUGAAAGCAAAACAUGUCCUGCCACAGAGCUUCAGCCAACAGUUGUACAGGAAGAGCAGCAGGCAUCUGACCAGGAGACUGUCCCUGCCCUGGAUACAUCUACUGGGCAGAACCCAGCAGAAGAACGGCCCAGUAAUGGGGAAAACAACCUUGCACGGCAAAAUGUAUCCCCAACCAAGGACACAACCCCACGGGCUGAGCAGGCUGAGGUCGCCGACAAAGCAGAGGAAACUCCUACUCCUGAAGGCUUCAGCAGCGCCGACGAGUCCCCAUCUCCCAUAGAAAGUGACGUCUCUCGCGAUUUUAGAAGGGCACAGGGAGAACCAUCAACACCCUCCCUGGAGCUCCCUAGGCCAAGUGGAAAGCCUACUGAAACCGAGGAGGACGAGGGCAUCCACAGCCAUGACGGAGGAAGCGAGAUCAGUGACAGCGCCUCGGAGGGCAGUGACGAUUCAGGGCUCAACGGGCUGGCGGCAGCCGCCGGUAAACUGGCCAAUGACCCUGAAACUCCCACAGAAGAGAUUCCGACUCCAACUGAACUCAAGAGUCACAUGUGCGUCUUCUGUGACCGUAGCUUCCUCUUGGAGGCGGAGUUCCGUCGGCACCUGAAUCGGCACCUGGUGAAUGUGUAUUAUCUUUGACAAUGCUUCCAAGCCGGACAAGUGAGUGCCUGCAGAGCAGGGAGCUUUGAUUCCAGCGGUGUAUUUUGCUUGACCCUUUCCCCCUGUUAUAAAACAUUUGUAUAGUUGUCUGUGUCAACAUAUUAACAGUAGAUAUUCAGUUACCUUGCAUUAGUGCUCACGGUUACUGCUGUAUAAAAUAUGAACAUUCUAUGGUAUGCCUAAAACUAUCUGACCGUCUUUGUAAUACCAGCUUUAGGCAGACUAGUUUAUUUGAUAAUUGGUGUCUGGGCUUUCACGUAUUGGUUCCCAGACCGUUUGACUAUAAAUUCUACAGUUCUUGUUUUCAAACAGAAAUCAUAGAGGAUAUGUGAGUUUAUACCAUGUGAGGUCGAAAACCUAAUGUUCAUGGUUUGGCAUUUGGCUGAGAAAUUCAGAAAAUAUGGGAUACAAUUUUUUUUUGCUUGUUAUUCUCGUAUGGUUAUGCAACUAACUAAAAGCGAACCAUUCUGUAAUAGCGUUGUAUAAACAAGUAACUGCCAAAGUAAAGGUGUUGGGCUACCACAAGCUGCCAUAACAGCUUCAAUGCGUUUUGGCAUAGAUUCUACAACUGCCUGGAACUCUAUUGGAGGGAUGCGACGCCAUUCUUCCACGAGAAAUUCCAUCAUUUGGUGUUUUCUUGAUGGUGGUGAAAAAUGCUCUCUCAGAUACCAUUCCACAAUCUCCCAUAAGUGUUUAAUUGGGUUGAGAUCUGGUGACUGAGACAAAAACACUUUAAACCCCCUAUGCUGCUUUGAUACCCCUCUUUAAAAUCACUAAGAUCUCUUCUUCGAGCCAUGGUAGCCAAAAUAAGGGGAAACUGGGCAUUUUUAUACAUGGCCCUGACCCUAAACAUGAUGGCAUGUAGAUUGCUUAAUUAACUCAGGAAUCACAAUUGUGUGGAAGCACCUGCUUUUAAUAUACUUUGUAUCUCAUUUACUCGAGUGUUUCCUUUAUUUUGGCAGUUACCUGGAUUUUCCAUAGUGGUUGAUAUUCAAGAAAUCGCUACACCUUUUUUUUUAGUUCACAAACCGGUUGAGUUUUCGACAGAAGAACCCACCAAGAGAUGAGUUGUACCCGUUGUUUUAAUCCAUCAGCCCGUUGAAGAACAACCGUAAAUCAAUUAUGAAAGGAAGUGUUACACUUUUUCAAUGAAGAACCAAAGAAACCCUAGGGAGACAAGAUUAGAAGGACCCAGGUGGUCCAUGCCAAAUAACCCAGAGAAUAAUGGCGCUCUCACUCCUAUUGUGCGAGUCCACUCCAGUGAAGCGACCUGUCUCCGAAAUGGGGACAAGGACUGCAUGUUCAAAGUCCACCAUUUAGGGAGUACUUGACAACUACUUUGAUUUCUUUAUUUUAUUGAUAACAUCAAUAGAUAUUAAAAAAUAAAAAACAUUGUAUACAUCUUAUCAAUCUGUACAAUGGACUAACUAAUCUCUUCAUCACAAAAACUUUAUAGGUGUUAAUUGCCAUGACUCAUGACUCUUAGUCGAAUUUAUGAAAUGGGGCGAGGUUUCUUUGGGUUCAUCUGGCACAAGUGUGUAUAGAAUUGUUUCUUGCGUUAAUGUUUGAAUUAUGUUGUCACUUUUUGUAUAUCCAAGUACAUUUAGUCAUACAAAAAGAAAACUCGUACUACUCAUUAACAAAUGCACAACUAAUAUGGGAGGUAGGGUGUUACUGGCCCUUGAAAUGUAUAGGCCUAUAGAACUUAAGAUCAGGAUGAACAGGAUACUAUGUUGCUAUCACUGAUAGAGAAUGGACCGCUAACAUUGAAAACAAGUUGUGAAAUGGAUGUUUGUGCACACAUCUGAAACUUUGCCAUUAUCAGUUUUGUGUUUGAUUUCAGAAAAUGUCCAAAGAUGAUUUUUUUUUACCGUUGAGCCUGUGAAGAUACCGGUAGUUCUACAUUUUUUUUUUUUGCCUUCGACAAUCAUUAUUUUCUGAUUUUGUUUUGAUGUUUUUGCAUAUUAACAGUGUAGCUUUGUUAAUUGAGUCACAUUUUCCUACAGUAAGAGGUCUGAUUACAAUGAUAUUGUUGUUAUACUGUCUAACUUUAUAACCAUUCCUUGGAAGUUUAGUUGUAACUGUUUGAUUACUCUGCAGAUCGAACCCAUCAACUUGAUUUCUGCGGUUAUCACCCCACUCAUGUUUUACAGAAUUGUGCCUCCAAAGCUUAGCCUGUUUGUGCCAUCAGUGAUAUGCUUCUUUCAUCUGCAUCUAGUUGUGUUCAAUUGAGGUGAUUGGUAGACUUAGCUAAUAAAAAUGCAAUGUGUACUCUUAGUAAAUUCAGUGCAAUAUUGUGUUUUGGGUAUGAUGCCAAAGUGAGAAGGUAUAGAAAUUUAAAGACUUAUGUUUUGAGUUUGACUAUUGGAAGGCAUAGAAUAGUACCAGGGUUCCCUGGAAAACUGGUCGAAUUUAGCCCGAUGCACUCUUAUCUAGACGGUUAGAUUCCGUGUCACUGUAAAUUAUCUAUUUUUUUUUGUUCACUUCCUGUAUUGUUUUUUAGUUGAUAGGAAAAGUUGUUCAUUCUUUGUAACCAUUUUUCAUUCACAUAUUGUGUAAUCAUAUGUACCGUAAAACUUCCAAUUAAAUGCAGUCUCAAAUAGCCGCCUGUCCCUUUUAAUAUUUACGAGGUUACCAUGGACACAGCUCUGAUAUUCCCAGUCAUGUGCAUUUAAACAUUUUAGAAUUCUGUCAUUGUUAGCCAUGAUGCCACCAAAAAUAAAACACGAUACAAAAUUCAUGGUGCUGAAGCACGAAAUCAGGGGUGUAUGAUAGGCAGCCUUCGCAAGUCUGAUCUGCGAUGGAUUUGUUAUGUUUAUACUGGUCGCAAACAGUGUGGAUAUCUUUUCAACAUUUUAUUGAGCAAAAGCUGUGUGUAUUAGGGAAAUAGAAGCCUGGCUUUAAUAAGCGGCGGUUGUGUUCAGUGAAUUUUAAAAAAUUAACGCCCGGGAUAUUGAAGUUUUAGCCUAUACCCGUCAUUUACUGUUUUCAGUUAGUGAAGAAAUUUACUAUUUUUCAAUUCAAUAAAUGCCAACAAACUUUAACACCUUCACCAAAGUGGGGAGUUAUUGGACAUUGUCCCCAAGACUUUGAAAACAAUUGGCUGUUUAAAACCUUUUUGUGUAUUUAAAACAAACAUCCUGUACCAUUUUCUGCUCUACAUUUCUAAAUUAAAAGUUGUUGGUGCGUGA